AUGCCCGAUUACGGUCGUUUGCUUGUUCGUUCUGUCCAGCCAAUGGUGACUUUCCUGCCGGGAGCAAUUUUACACCUCAUUAGCGAACAUACACUCAUUUGCAAACUAAUUUGGUUUUUCGACAGACUCACCUGGAAUCCGGCUGAAUCUCUCGUUUGUGAUGUUCAACUGAAUGUGCUGCACCAGGCCGCCUCAUGUUUCAGUCGCUACGAUAUUCGAGAUAUCACGAUACAUCAACUUUAUGAAUACGAAUCUACAUGUAUCGCGAUAUCUCGAAUAUCGUAG
Opisthorchis viverrini is the source of this 285-nucleotide messenger RNA. RefSeq lists its product as hypothetical. The record is from RefSeq and is a predicted model, not a curated record. NCBI's taxonomy places the organism in Eukaryota, Metazoa, Platyhelminthes, Trematoda, Opisthorchiida, Opisthorchiidae. The transcript is spliced from 2 exons. The coding region runs from base 1 to 285 and encodes 94 amino acids.